CCACAUCUUUUUUUCUCUCCCCCUCAACCACUCCAUUUAAGUCGCCCUCCGCUUCCAACUCGUGUUUUUGCGUUGGAACGCGCAAGCUCUGCACCAACCAGCGAGCGCGAUCAACUGCACUGAGCAGUCUUCACUAUGAGAGUGGAAUCGGCAAUCGCGUUGUGUUUCCUCGGCAUUGUAGGUCUGUCACAAUGUGCGCCUCCGACUUGUUACUCCAGGGCGCUGAGCCUGAGUAAAGAAGUGAUGACCCUGCUGGAUAAGAUCCACACUUACCAUCGCACGAAAACGUGUGCUGAGGUCCUGCCGGUCAUUUUCCUUGAUGUUCAUAACUCCUGCAUAACAACCAAACUUCGUGACUUCCUCUACGUGCUCGUCAACCAUCCUAGCCAGUACUGUAGAGAGCGACCCAGGAUUGUGCUGCUGAAAACAAAAAUCCAGAACUUCUACGCCAUCAUCACAAGAAUUUGCUAUCGAGUGAGUGCAUCUCAAAUCACCGGUCAAUUCUUUUUGCAGCUUAAACGUGACCUCGGGUCUUUAAUGCUUUGGCAGGACUUGGUGUUUUUCACAGACGACUGCGAGGCCAUCGACACUGGACACAGCAGGCCUCACUAUGCAGAGGACCGACUUCAACUCCUGCAGGAGGAGAGAUAAGCAACACAAGGAGUAGCCUUUUAGAGCAGCAAUUAGCAGUCUAAUGUAAUAGCAUGAAUAUAGUAUACUUAAACACCACACCCUGCAGUGUAGUUAGUCAUAAGCACCAAAACAUUCUGUGCUGACUCGUGCACACUCGUGUUUAGUGGACAUGCAUGGUUACAUUCCUGCAAGAACGACAGAACUUUCCACAGGAAAUUUGCUGAAUGCCAACCGUGCCGACGCUAACCUUGAAAUAAUAAACCAGUAAGAAUUGCUCGUGAGUGGGCCUUAGCCUCUGUUUACUUACCAAGGCUGAUCAAAGUUUUGUAUGUCAUUAAGUGAAAUAGGCUGUUUCCAUAACCCUUGCGCUCACUAAACUUGUUUUGAAGGACAUACUGUAUAUGUGCAGCAUUUAUAUGAGGAAAGCUGUUACUACCUUUCCUUUCACAAUAAACCAAGCACUAUAUUUCAUUAAAAU
Corythoichthys intestinalis (scribbled pipefish) is the source of this 1111-nucleotide messenger RNA. It is a transcript of the gene cytl1, whose product is annotated as cytokine-like protein 1. Gene Ontology annotation, biological process: positive regulation of transcription by RNA polymerase II. The transcript has 3 exons. The coding region runs from base 136 to 651 and encodes 171 amino acids. The record is from RefSeq and is a predicted model, not a curated record. Lineage: Eukaryota; Metazoa; Chordata; Actinopteri; Syngnathiformes; Syngnathidae.